This is a messenger RNA of Passer domesticus (house sparrow), 5252 nucleotides long. RefSeq names its product chloride intracellular channel 4 (gene CLIC4). The transcript has 6 exons. NCBI's taxonomy places the organism in Eukaryota, Metazoa, Chordata, Aves, Passeriformes, Passeridae. The coding region runs from base 738 to 1502 and encodes 254 amino acids. The record is from RefSeq and is a predicted model, not a curated record.
GAAGAGUCAUUAAUUUAAAAAUCCUCAACAGCUGUUAACGAGACCCAGCUUUAUCUGCAAAGGCCCCGUGACUUUACAAAACCAAAACAGCUUUCUGAAUUUAAGACAGUUUCACUGAAAGCUUUCUCUUUUCCUGGCCUCUGAAAAUCCUGCUGUUACUCUUCUUAACUUUCAAAGCCUUUCUGAAUUCUCCUCACUGUGAUGAUGAAAGAAUUGGCCAGGCUUUGAGAAUUGCAUGGAUGAAAAUGGCUCUUGGAAGGACUCUAAUAAUAACAAUAAUAAGCAAAAUCCAUUGAAACUCCUCUGAUAUAAAGUACAUGUCAGGAUAAUCUGACAUCUCUGGCUGCUUUAAGUACUGAACCAGUUCUCAGAGGACUGAAUUGUUAUAACAAAGGUUUCCAGGGCCUCAUUUUAGCCCAGUAAAAACUAAAAUUUUCCAACUCAGCAAUGCAUCCUUCAUUGUCAGAGCGAUGAUGAGAUGGGUGCUAUCACUGGGAGCUCACUGCUGCUUUCCAAUGGGCCUUUGUUGUGCUGGGACAAAGACUGAUUGAUAAAUUGCCUAUAAAAAGUGGCUUUGGGAUAUUAUUUAAUUGUCAGUGAAGUCUCUAUGUACUCACAGUUAUGUCCUUCCUCACAACACCUGCAGCACAAUCAAUUGUCAGUUCCUGGCUCCCUGGAGCACUGCACAGGCAGAGAUAGAGGCACUGAGCUGGGGAGAGGACUGCAAUUAAUCAGCCAUGCCUUGGAGAAGAAACAAAAAGGAUAAAGAAGAGCAAAGAGCAGCACUGACACUGGAAAGCUGCCAUCAGAAGGCUGGCAGUGAUGGUGAGAGCAUAGGAAACUGCCCCUUCUCCCAGAGGCUCUUCAUGAUCCUGUGGCUCAAGGGAGUCGUGUUCAGUGUCACAACAGUGGACCUGAAGAGGAAACCAGCAGACCUUCAGAACCUGGCUCCAGGCACUCACCCCCCCUUCAUCACAUACAAUGGGGAAGUGAGGACAGAUGUGAACAAGAUUGAAGAGUUCCUGGAAGAUGUUCUGGCCCCACCCAAGUACCUGAAACUCUCACCAAAGCAUCCAGAAUCCAACACUGCUGGGAUGGAUAUAUUUGCCAAAUUCUCUGCUUUUAUCAAGAACUCUAGACCAGAAGCUAAUGAAGCCUUAGAGCGUGGCCUCCUGAAAACCCUGCAGAAGCUGGAUGAGUACCUGAACUCCCCCCUGCCUGACGAGAUCGAUGAGAACAGCCUGGAGGAUGUCACCGUCUCCACCCGCAGGUUCCUGGAUGGCAACGAGAUGACCUUGGCCGACUGCAACCUGCUGCCCAAACUGCACAUUGUCAAGGUGGUGGCCAAAAAAUACCGCAACUUUGAGAUUCCCAAGGAGAUGACAGGGAUCUGGAGAUACCUGACAAAUGCUUACAGCAGGGAUGAGUUCACCAACACCUGUCCUGGAGACAAGGAGAUUGAAAUAGCUUACAGUGAUGUAGCCAAGAGACUCACCAAGUAAGCAGCACUUGCAAAGGAUGAGGUCCUGCAUAUCCCGUAACAAUGCUUCUAACAGACUGCUCUUUUCAUAUCAAUAGCAAUUGUUUUUUGCAUGAACUCCCAGUUACUCCAAGUCACGUGGAUAGACCAGGUACAGUAAUUACCUAAAGUUUGCAGACUUAAUUACAGGCUUGUUUUUCCUGACCUCCUCUCACAGCCUUUGCAAAUGAUCGAUGCACUCGUGCUCCUGUGGCACUGGGUGACUCUGGAUUCCUCAGUGUGAGGGGUUGGCUCGCCCCUGCUGCUUUUCUCUGUAAACAUUUGGUCCAUGAUUUGGCCAGGAAUUGGUUUAGGAUCCUGUCUCACUGUAUGGUACAAGGAAUAUUUAUGUAUUUUGGAAUUUAUUGCUUUUCCAGAAGACCUGUACACACCUGUCAUGCCUGUGACACGUUGAACUGUACCUGCUUGUCUAUCCUAUUUACAUAGAGAAGGGAACUUAGUAUCCAAAAGAGCCAUUUGCAAAAUAUUUGGCAAUGUUUUGUUGGUUUGUUUUGUUGUAUUUUUAAAAGAAUCUCUUGGAUUUGAAUUCAUGAUAAUGGUUGAGAAUGGACUCAAUGUGAACCUUGGAUUUGAAUGACCUCAGCAUCAGGGAAGUUUGAAUCCAGGCUUGAGAGCUGGGCCAGGAAGCUCAAAGCUCAGAGUUGAUGUUUAUUGCAUCUUCAAGAACUUGAGGAUAUUGAAACACCUGCAUUGUAUGAAUUUUGAGUUGCAGCAGACAAAUAAUUGUCAGGAUUUUCCAUCAGGAAACAGCAGAGUUGGAAGCUGCCCUCUGUUCACCUUAAGAAUUGCAAGUGGCUUUCUUUUUGGUAGUUAAGAGCCUUUUUGUUUUGUAUAGGUAUUUUUGGUGAUUUUUACUUAAAAAUCUGUUCUGUCAUAGCCCAAAUCCAUGGAAACUGUAGUGUCCUAACUCUGGGUGGGGAAUAGCAGUGCAAUGAUUAGUGAUGCAAAAUGGACUGAGAGCCAUGAAAUGGGAAUUUUUAAUGCCCUUUCUUCCCUGAAGAAAGCUAAAGUGACCUUUAAAAAGAACAUUUGCCUUAAAUGAUAGUAGGGUUUUUUUUUCCUGAAUGGAAACCUGGGAAUUUUGUAAAGAAAUGGUGGUGGAAUCCAGUCCUUUCCAUUGAAUUGAUCCACUUGUUUCUGUGCACCUGGACUGCAGUUUUGCAUACUCAUAAUCAUUGCACUACUAUACUUAAAUCUUUUUACAGCAACGCUGAGGAAUAGCACUACAAUUUUUUUAAAAGCAAUUUUCAAAUGUUUCUAAACCAGGGAAUAGUUUUCUUGUUUAAAAUUAAUGGUUUUGAUGCACGAAAUAAACUGCUAGGUUAUUUUUAAAAGACCAUCAUAAACAACUCCAAAGAAUGCUAGACUUAUAUGCCUAUUUUUUUUGUAAAGAUACUUUUAUAUUUAACUGAUUUUAGAAGCUGGAAAGUGCUAUUCCUGCUAGGUUGUUCUUGGAAUAUUUAACAUUCUGCAAUAACGUGGAAAUGCUCACAUGAACACCUUUAUACACUAAUUUUUUUCUUUUUUUUUUUUUUUUUGGUAAAGCACUGGCUUUCUGGAAAGCAGCCUGACUUUUCUAAGCAUCCUGCUUUUGCUACUUUAUGUACCAUGGAGUUAGCUGGACAUAGGAGAGGUAGAGAGCCAGAUCCAUAUUGUGGUGCCUUGCCUUGCCUUCCUAGAGCUGGAAUUCCAAUAUAAAGGCACUUAGUAAUCCUGUCACAUCUCUUUCAAAGGCAAUUCUCUUAGACACACUUAACUGAUUUGUUACAGGAACCUUUAGGCACAGAGGGAAAUCCUGGGGAGGGACCUGGUUAGGAGAACCUUGACCCUUUGUUAAUUACUGUCUCUAAUUAAUUACUCUAAUGUCACGUUCCCCUCCUGGAUAAAGUUCCUCAGCCAUAAGAAUCCUCUGUAGGGCUUCAGUCUCUGCUACAACGUGACAUCUAGAAAAAGGAAUGACUUUUUUAUUUAGAUAACAGCAUUUUAACAACACAUAGGGUGAAAAAUCCCCAAACCAACCCUCCUUGGCUUGGUGCUCGUGGCCACCACAGGGUUCACAAAGCUGUAGGAAGCACGUGAUUGUGGGCAUGUCUUUGUGAAGAUUUUAGCUCUCCUUUCAAAAACAGAUCAGGAUGGCCCUUGGAAGUUGUGUUGAUGGGGUUGUGGAGUCAGGCUGUGCUCCCUUUGCCAGGGAACAACCCUGGAGUGGAGAGCACCCCCAGCCAGGAGCUCCUUCAACACCAACUCAGGCUUCUGCUGACAUAAUCCAUCCCCUCUGCUGUUCAGGCAGCCUUCAAACCCUUCCCCUUCAGUGGUUUGGUUGUGUCUGGGAGCUUGUAAACAGCUCCAGCUCUGUCUGUGACAGUGCACUCCUUAUCUCAGCACAGAGCAGCCUUUCCCUCCGAGGUGGGAUUCCAGCAGCACCAGCUUGGCAUGGCAGCUGUCCUGGGUGUCUCUCGGGCUUCCUGCUGCAGUUUUGUUGUGGCAGGAGCUGCCCAGCCCCUCCUGGCUCGGGAGGGAGCAGCAGGCUGGUGCAGAGAGCAGCUCCAGCUCCCUCGGUGAUCCCUGCAGAGCAGCGUCUGCUGUGGGCAGAGCACUUUCAUCUGGCCCCAAUCACCAGCUCCACACUAAUUAAAAAAGCCCUUUCAUAACUAUGUAAAUUCUUGACUUCUGUCAACUUGUUUACAAUCUGAUCUUUAAAUGCAUUUUUAAUUUCAUCAAACAGCAAUUAAUCUACCCCCUGUUUAAAUUUAAAAUGCUGCUUCUAGCCCCUUCUCCAAUUUAAAAACAGCAGUUACCCUUUCAAGUAGGCAUUCCAGUUUGCAAGUUGGUUGCAUGUAUUAGCAUGCUGAAUAACUUACUUUAUUCUCAAGCUGAAAUAUGCUUAAAUUCACAUUAAAACAGGUGAUUUGUGUGUUUCCUGAUCACAAGGGGAAAAUCCAUCACCUGCACCCUGUUUUUGUGUGGGAGAACAGACUAUCCUUGGGUGCAUUUUUUUUUUUUUUUUCCCCUUAACAAAGCUUUCCUUCUUGGGGAGAUCCUUGCUGUGGAAAGGCUGCCUGUGGAACAAGAGGCGUGUGGGACUUGGGGAACAAUUCCAGCCCCUCCACAGCUUCCCUGUCCAUCCCUUCCCUGGGUGUCCCACCAGGCAGCCCCAGCCUUGAGCGUUGCAUUCUCCCAUAAAAUCAGUGUUUUCUCCACACUGGGCAUGUCCAAACUGAUCGAGAGCUCCGUGAUAAGGAGAGAGAUGUAAUCAAAUUUUUAUGCUAAAGCAGCAAAUUAGCAUUUGGUAUCAAAGGAGCACAGACAGGAGUAAAUGGGAGCUGCUGGAGCCAAACCCACUGAUGCCUAUCUGGGUGCAGAACAAAAAGUGGUGAAGUGCAGCCAACUCUGCUGCUCUCCCUUUGCCACUCAGAACCACCUGAACCCAUCCAGAGAAGGCUGUAACCCAAGUGAGAAAUGCUCCAUCUGCCUCAGAACCUGUGCCACCAACUCCUGAGUUUGGUUUCUGGAGGGGGUGGGAGCAGGAUGAGGGAUGGAGACUCCCGAGACAGGACAUCAAGGAUUGGAGCGUGGUUUGCAGAAAUACUUGAAGAGUUGAUACAAUUUGUUGUAGUUUGCUUAUGUCUUUCACUUUCUGGAACAUCUUUUACAGAUAUACCAGUAUACUGCUGGCAGCUAUUGUUAAAUAAAAUUAUAUUUUCACUACCAA